GAAGACAAUUCAAUGCACACCAAGUUUUACGAAGAAGUCAAGGACAUAUGAAGAUGCAAUAUCUUUAUAAGUUUUAUCUUGUUACCAUCUAUCUUCUUAUUAAUUAAAAUUAAUUAUUCCAAUCACUCAUACAGUGAGAAAUAUGGCCCCUCAAUUUUCAACGCAAGAUGAAGAAAACGCGAUGUCUCGUGAACCAUUUUUAAAGGCCUCUAUGCAGGAAGAUUCAUCGAAGAAUGCAGAAAAUCUCUUACGUCCCACUCGACAAUAUUUUCUAGGGCUACUAGGGGUGACUUUAUUGAUUGCUGUCACGAUUCUUUUAUCACAACUAUUCCUCCGAAAUCGCGAAGCUGCCUAUUUAUUGCAUUGUGGACACUCAGUUGAAGAAGCAAGAGCUUUGGGUUGCGAAUUUGAUAUAUUAUCCUACACAUGGACACCGAAGGAAUGCUACGAUAAGGAAACUGCAGAUGAAUUCCGGCAAUGGCUCACGAGACCAGAGAGAUUCCCAAGACCAUGGCCAUUCUUUGCCGAUAAAAACCGAACUGAAUGGAUUCCAAGCGAGGAAGCACUGUCCAAGAGAGCCCAUAUGAUGACGUAUGCUCCUCAGGAAGAACAUAUUGGCCAUUGUAUUUUCAUGAUGAGAAGGUUGCAUAGAAUCAAUGAUGGUAGCGCCAAAAUGAACUCACGAUUUGGAAAAUAUUCUCACACAGAGCAUUGCACGAAUGAGACUUUGGAUGCAGUCUCAUCACGGAUAAUUAGAGAUGAAGAUGCAAACCUCGGACCCAAGAAUGUUUUGAUCCACAUAUCAGCGGUGGGAGAAUCGAGCUUUGUAGUUAAGUAUAUGUGUAUGUGUGUGUUUGUGUGUUUCUAUUUAACGGCCGUGGUUCGUGACUCGCACGUUUCCCACCGAUUCCUAUUGGGACAUAGGCCGCCGAGGGAGACUCUUUGGCGCAUUUCCGUAGCUGCCGUGGUCUUACAAGAAGGUCCACUUCUGAGUGGGCUUUAG
This is a messenger RNA of Talaromyces stipitatus ATCC 10500, 1003 nucleotides long. RefSeq lists its product as uncharacterized. The transcript has 4 exons. Bases 143 to 1003 code for a protein of 286 amino acids. The record is from RefSeq and is a predicted model, not a curated record. Lineage: Eukaryota; Fungi; Ascomycota; Eurotiomycetes; Eurotiales; Trichocomaceae.